CUGAACAUGGAUCGUAAUACACCUAUUUUCCAAGCUUUAAUAUGCGGCAUAAUUGCUGGUACUGAAAUAAAUUUAAUUAAAGUCUUCAGACUUCACCAGGACAUUUAUACAAACUCAAAGAAUGGAGUGGCCCUUCACGCACUGGCCUCAGUCUCCGAAACAUCGAAAGUGAUGAAGAACUGUGCAACUUUCCUAAAUACUCCUGAGACGAAAAAUAAUUUGAUUUGGCACUGGGUUCGUGGCCACUCCGGGGUCGAGGGUAAUGAAGUAGCAGAAAAGCUAGCGAAAGCUGAAGUCAAGGAACUUUUCAUCCGCCCCCAACCCUUCAACGGGACUCCACACAGCCUAGCUAAGCUCAUCGUCCAGGAUCAAUGCACAGAUGCCUCCCAAGACAUUUGGCUACAAGCCAAUGGUCUCGUAAACUCAAAAAUUCUGAAUAACGCCUACCGUACUAAACACUCUAGAGAGACUGUGGUAUUAGGCAAGAAUAGCUUCCGAAUAGUGACUAGCGCUUUUGUGGAAUACUGUGGUUGGAACGAGCUCAAGUUAACUGAGAGCAGAGACUGUAAAUUCUGCCAUGAAGCGCACGAGACAUCUCUACAUCUGAUAAGCAACUGUUGCCCACAAAUGGGCAUACGAAACUCAUUUCUGGAUGGACAUAAGCCUCAACCAGAAGGGGUAAAAAUAACAGGAGAUCCACGCACGAACAAGUUCCCUCUGGUAUCGAACCCGCUACCAAUCUUAGUGAUCCUGUACGUGUACCACCGCUUCGUAAAAACAUGGGGUCCUGCCUUUAUGGCCAAUCGACCCCCGUACAACAUUAAGAAGCUCAUCAUUGCGUACAACAUUAUUCAGAUUCUGUUAUCCGGAUAUUUAGCAGUGCAAUGUCUGACUAAGCUAUACCUGCCAGGCUACUACAGUAUCUGGUGCCAGAAGAUCGUCUAUGAAGACACGCCUCUAGAGCGGAUCGUCAUCAACCGCGUUUGGCUUUACUACUUCAUCAAGAUAGUUGAUUUGCUUGACACGGUGUUCUUCGUGUUGCGAAAGAAAUUCUCCCACAUAACGUUUCUACACGUCUACCACCACUUGGGCAUGGGCCUGCUCGGCUUCAUCGGCACCAAAUAUGUACCAGGUGGUCACGGUAUUAUGUUGGGCUGCAUCAACUCGCUGGUCCACACGGUGAUGUAUGCGUACUACCUCAUUUCCAUCGUAAAGAAAGAGUGGGUGCGCCAUUGGUGGAAGAAGUAUAUCACACAGCUGCAAAUACUUCAAUUCGUACUGCUGAUCCUUCACUUCGGUCACGUUCUCUUCGAGCCGUCCUGCGAGUAUCCCAAAUGGGUCUCCUUCGUCUUUCUGCCCCACAACAUCUUUAUACUCUUUUUGUUCUCCGAUUUCUACAUUAAGGAAUAUAUUUACAAAAAGAAAAAAUAAUUUUGUAUCUACGUUAA
This is a messenger RNA of Hyposmocoma kahamanoa, 1448 nucleotides long. Its product is annotated as elongation of very long chain fatty acids protein AAEL008004-like. The coding region runs from base 7 to 1431 and encodes 474 amino acids. The record is from RefSeq and is a predicted model, not a curated record. Gene Ontology annotation, molecular function: fatty acid elongase activity; nucleic acid binding; RNA-DNA hybrid ribonuclease activity. The transcript has 6 exons. Gene Ontology annotation, cellular component: endoplasmic reticulum membrane. NCBI's taxonomy places the organism in Eukaryota, Metazoa, Arthropoda, Insecta, Lepidoptera, Cosmopterigidae. Gene Ontology annotation, biological process: fatty acid elongation, monounsaturated fatty acid; fatty acid elongation, polyunsaturated fatty acid; fatty acid elongation, saturated fatty acid.